AUGUCAGUCUCUAACACUUCACUCAAGGCACUUAACAUUUUGGUCCACUCACCAGUCACUCAGGACAUGAUCCACAAGCUUGUUGUUGCUACUUUGCAGGUAUUACCAUGUCAGGAUUCAAAGGACUCCUCCAAGUAUCCAUCACCACCAAGUUCUCCAGGUGAAAUUGAUCACAACAAGUCCCUCCCAUCUCUCAUGACCUUCCUUACCAAGUUGGUUAGAUACACCAACAUAUAUACAGGCACUUUAAUGGCCACAUUGGUUUAUUUGAACAGAUUGAAGAACAAGCUUCCAAAGAAUGCUCAAGGAUUACCAUGCACAAGACACAGAAUCUUACUUUCUUGUUUGAUCCUUUCAUCCAAGAACCAUAACGAUACUUCACCAAAAAACAUCCAUUGGGCCAAGUACACUGACGGGUUAUUUUCAGUCAAGGACAUCAACUUAAUGGAAAGACAAUUGUUGUACUUGCUCAAUUGGGAUCUCAGAGUUUCCAAUGAAGAAAUGUGCCAAAACUUGAGCAAGUUCUUGGAACCAAUCGAAGAAGACUUGAUCAAAUCUCAAAAGAUGAGAAGAUACUUGAAGCAACAACAACAAAUUCAACAGGAGCAGCAGCAACAACAACAACAACAACAACAACAACAACAACAACAACAACAGAACAUUUGUAUGCCUUCGCCAAGAAGAAGAUCUUCUCAAGGAGAGCCACGCAUUUCCAGGUCAUCGUCGACUUGUUCAAACUUAAGUUUAUUACACCAUUCAAGACAAGAUUCUACAUCUUCCAUCUCAUCACAGGAGUCUUCUCCUGAUGCCAAUUCUAUAUCCAAGCAACGCAAAAUGGGAUACACCCACCAGGUCGAUCCAAGAAUUGAAUUAACUGCAUUAAAUGAAGAGAUGGAAUUGAAUAGAAUGCUUGAUCUGCUCUCCAAAAGCAAAGUAUAUUAG
Messenger RNA from Dujonia railenensis, 942 nucleotides. The record is from the annotation of a GenBank genome assembly. NCBI's taxonomy places the organism in Eukaryota, Fungi, Ascomycota, Pichiomycetes, Serinales, Debaryomycetaceae.